AUGGCGUCAGCGGCCGCCGCCGGAGGGGCCCCGGCCCCGGCCGCGCUCCGCUGCUCCCGGCGGGUCACCGCGCCCCGGCCGCGGUCCCGCUCGGGGCAGGGCACGGUGUGCGGGCGCUGCCCGGGGCCGCUGCGGAACGGCUCCGUCGUGGCCCAGUACUGCGCGUCCCGGACCGGCACCGAGAGCGAGGGGCGCUGCUGCCGGGAACGGGGCGCCCGCCCGGAGCGUCUGCUCGGGCUGGACCUGAGCAACUGCUCCCUGCACAGCCUCCCCCCGGGGCUGGCCGAGGCCGCGGCCGCCGUCGUCCUGGACCUGACGGAGAACCCCCUGACAGCCCUCCCCAACGGCUCCUUCCUGGGCUUCACCCACCUGCAGCGCCUCGCGGUGCCGCUGGCGCUGGAGUGCCCGGGCGGGAGCAGCGCCUGGGAGGAGGUGACGACGCACGGGAGCAGCCGGCUCUGCCAGGGCCAGAGGAACCCCUGCAACAGCUCCGGGGAGCUCGCCUGGCCGUGCCCUGAGAACGCCGCCUGCGCCCCGGAUGGCCCCGGCCUCAUCCAGUGCCUCUGCAACAGCCCCUUCCAUGGCUACAAGUGCCUGCGCGAGGGCACGUUCCCCAUGCUGCUCUUCUGCGGGAUCCUGGGAGCUGCCACCCUGGCCCUGUCCCUCCUGCUGUGGGGCACCCAGCGCCGGAAGGCCAAGACCCCCUGAGGACGGGGGGGGCUGCGCCAGUGCCUCUGCAGAGGCCGG
Gavia stellata (red-throated loon) is the source of this 747-nucleotide messenger RNA. It is a transcript of the gene ATRAID, whose product is annotated as all-trans retinoic acid induced differentiation factor. Gene Ontology annotation, cellular component: intracellular membrane-bounded organelle. The record is from RefSeq and is a predicted model, not a curated record. The transcript is spliced from 7 exons. Gene Ontology annotation, biological process: positive regulation of osteoblast differentiation. NCBI's taxonomy places the organism in Eukaryota, Metazoa, Chordata, Aves, Gaviiformes, Gaviidae. The coding region runs from base 1 to 708 and encodes 235 amino acids.